GCCUCCUCCUCCUUUACAGUGAGGAACUCCUGGGCAUGUGACUGCUUGACUUAAGAUGGCAGCGCUGUCUGAACCCUUAGGUCUGGAGAGAGAUGUAUCCCGUGCAAUUGAACUGCUGGAAAGACUGCAGAGAAGUGGGGAAGUACCACCACAGAAACUUCAAGCUUUACAACGAGUCCUACAAAGCAAGUUCUGUUCUGCAAUAAGAGAGGUGUACGAGCAGUUGUACGAUACUUUGGAUAUCUCAGGUAAUGCAGAAAUACGGGCACAUGCCACUGCCAGGGCCACAGUGGCUGCUUUUGCAGCAAGUGAAGGUCAUGCCCACCCACGUGUAGUUGAACUUCCAAAAACUGAUGAAGGACUCGGGUUUAAUAUUAUGGGAGGAAAAGAGCAAAACUCUCCGAUUUAUAUCUCACGUAUCAUUCCUGGUGGUGUGGCUGACCGCCACGGAGGGCUAAAACGCGGAGAUCAGCUACUGUCUGUCAAUGGCGUGAGUGUGGAAGGAGAGCAACAUGAGAAAGCGGUAGAGCUUUUAAAGGCAGCACAAGGGACUGUAAAGCUGGUUGUGCGCUAUACCCCAAAAGUACUGGAGGAGAUGGAGGCCAGGUUUGAAAAAAUGAGGACAGCCCGACGUCGGCAGCAGCAAAACAGCUACACGUCUCUCGAGUCCCGAGGGUAACUGUUGCAUCCUGGAUGAUCCCUAAGCUCUGGACCUUUUAAUCUGUAUUUAUUAACACAAGUCGUAUCAGAUCUGUGUACAAUAUUUAUUUCUGUUGUGUGUGUACUGGAGAGUUGCAAGGCGUGUGCUUGUGUGUAAACAAUAAUUGCCCCCAAAGUUCCAAAGGCAUGGAGUUGUGGAAGUACAUUUGUACUAUGGAUCCUUUAUGUUGGCCUUGCCUGGUACAUGGAAACUGGCACUACAAGUGUAUUUGAUAA
Molecule: messenger RNA, 936 nt
Organism: Nanorana parkeri
Lineage: Eukaryota; Metazoa; Chordata; Amphibia; Anura; Dicroglossidae
Gene: LIN7B
Product: lin-7 homolog B, crumbs cell polarity complex component
Exons: 6
Coding region: 56-679 (207 amino acids)
Biological process (GO): neurotransmitter secretion; maintenance of epithelial cell apical/basal polarity; protein localization to basolateral plasma membrane
Cellular component (GO): basolateral plasma membrane; cell-cell junction; MPP7-DLG1-LIN7 complex
Molecular function (GO): L27 domain binding
Source: RefSeq, a predicted model, not a curated record